UCGUGAUGUUCUGUAAUGGUUUUGAUCAGCUUAAUUAUAUCAUGCAGAUGAAUCGGCAAUGGAUGUACAUUGACCGACGGUUUGACGAGUUCACUUCGGGCCUGGAUAAUUUUAUGGCCGUGGCGGAGGCAAACAAACAUGGUGGCUUCAUGUAUUGUCCAUGUGUGGACUGCAAGAAUACCGUAAAUUACGCUCACUCGAGUCUCAUUCACAGCCACCUUCUGCGAUCCGGUUUCAUGCCCAGUUACUAUUGUUGGACCAAGCACGGAGAAAGAGGGGUUAUGAUGGAAGACAAUGACGAAGAGGAAGAGGAUGAUGACGGUUAUCCCAAUUUCCCGAAUACGAUGAUAUCUGCAGAAGGCAAUGAAGACAAUGAAGUAGAAGAACAAGAGGCACCAGAUGAGCCUACUGAUGAUGAUCUUGGCCGGGCCAUUGCUGAUGCAAGGAGAGAAUGUGAAACUGAAAAGGAAAGGUUGGCCUUCGACAAGAUGAUAGAAGAUCACAACAAAUUGUUAUACCCAACUUGCGAAGAUGGCCAUAAAAAGCUAGGCAACACACUGGAAUUGUUGCAAUGGAAGGCAGAGAACGGUGUCACUGACUCAGGAUUUGGAAAGUUACUGACAAUAAUUAAAAGGAAGCUUCCAAGGGGUAACGAAUUGCCCGCCAGUACGUACGAAGCGAAGAAGAUUGUCUGCCCUCUAGGAUUAGAUGUGCAAAAGAUACAUGCAUGCAUUAAUGACUGCAUCCUCUACCGCGGUGAGUACGAGAAUUUGGAUGCAUGUCCGGUGUGCACUGCAUUGCGGUAUAAGAUCAGACGAGAUGACCCUGGUGAUGUUGAGGGCGAGCGCCCCAGGAAGAGGGUUCCUGCCAAGGUUAUGUGGUAUGCUCCUAUAAUAUCACGGCUGAAACGCUUAUUCAGAAAUAAAGAGCAUGCUAGGUUGUUGCGAUGGAACAAACAAGACCGUAAGAAAGACGUGAUGUUGAGGCACCCUGCUGAUGGCUCCCAAUGGAGAAAAAUAGAUAGAGAGUUCCCAAACUUUGCACAGGAUGCAAGGAACUUACGGUUUGGUGAUUAUAUGGAAAAAUGUAAGAAGGUCGUGUACCUGGGGCAUCGUCGAUUUCUUAGGCUUACCCAUCCCGUAAGAAAGAAAGGCAAGCAUUACAACGGUGAGGCUGAUCACCGGAGGAAGCCUCCCCAUCGUGAUGGUGUUGAUAUAUUUGGUAUGGUCAAGGAUCUAGAUGUAAUAUUUGGAAAGGGUCCCGGCGGACGGUCUGUUCCGAAUGACGAUGCCGGACACGCGCCCAUGUGGAAGAAGAAAUCUAUAUUUUGGGAUCUACCCUAUUGGGAAGUCUUAGAGGUCCGCUCUUCAAUCGAUGUGAUGCACGUGACGAAGAAUCUUUGCGUGAACCUGCUAGGCUUUCUGGGCGUGUACGGGAAGACAAAAGAUACACCAGAAGCACAGGAGGACCAGCAACGUAGGAAAGACCCUAAAAAACUGCAUGAGAGACAAACGGUACUCUGGAUGAUCACGACGAUGACGUUAUUCCAGAUGAUGGCGGGAGCAUCAGUUGAGUACGAAGAUUACUAUCCAACGGCUCAAGUGGUAAACAAGUAUAGAUACGGAUCUGAUCUCGUCAAACCUGGCGAGCUCGCGCGUCUAGGGACUCAGAUGCGAAGGUUGCAUGAAUGGUACCUGAAAGCCUGUCGAAGAGGUGUUGCCUACCUCACGGUGUAUCUUAGAGAUGAGCAUUACUUCCGGGGGAAAGACGAGAUAAACCUUGAGUUAGAAGAACUGUUUCAGUUAUUCAAUCAAGAUGCCCUCGACAAAGCUGUCAUCAGUUGCUACUGCCUAAUGAAGAAGCUGGAAUACAAAAGAGGCAAGCUCCUACCGCUGGGGUUCAUAGACCCAAACACAGUUCAUGAAGUUACGGUUCGAGACUUCGCCAAGGACACAGAGGACAACAUCGUAAUGUUUUUAGAGAAGCAAGCAGACAAAGAGGAUAUAUUCUUUCCCUACAACUUCAAGUGAGUGUUAUAUAUAACAUACAUUAUGCUUGUGCACCUUCCACUUUAUUCUCGUAAUCAUUGAGCUAUGCUUG
This is a messenger RNA of Lolium perenne, 2100 nucleotides long. Lineage: Eukaryota; Viridiplantae; Streptophyta; Magnoliopsida; Poales; Poaceae. The record is from RefSeq and is a predicted model, not a curated record.